Molecule: messenger RNA, 1379 nt
Organism: Melanaphis sacchari
Lineage: Eukaryota; Metazoa; Arthropoda; Insecta; Hemiptera; Aphididae
Exons: 3
Coding region: 265-909 (214 amino acids)
Source: RefSeq, a predicted model, not a curated record
GUCGUCUUGGUGCACGCUGUCACGUGGUUGUCUGCAACGGUCUUAAGGUACUCGUAUUUCAUACCUAACAGCGCCGCCAUAUACUUACGUGAUACGUGGUAAAAGUAACUAUCGCUGAUCAGCACGCAAUCAAUCACUAAUAAAAAUCUACUAAAGUCAAUCUGGUCUGUACUUGAAGUUGUAGAUCACACGGCGAAGUUACCUAUAAGCGCUGUAAUACCUAUUGCUGCGGUGAUCAAUUCAUCACGAGACUGUUAUACAAAGAUGAGAAACGUGUGUCUGUUGGUGGCCUUUUGGUUUGCCACAUGUACGAUGGUUAUUGUUGGCCACGUCUCCGCGGUGGAGUUCGAUCAGUGGCAGCCUUCGCCGUACGGCGACGACCAUUAUUACUACGGUGGGUCCACUGCGGCGGCUGCGGCAACUCCAGUGAACGAGGAAGAGUCGUCGCGCACUCAUCAUGGAAAGCACAAGUUCAAGAAGCUCAAGAAGCGACUGUUGCUGCAGUGCCUGUUGGCGCACGGCCGGCGACGGCGUGACACUUCCGCGGCUUCUGGUCGAUUUUUACUUCCGGUCGUAUUGCAGAGCACCAACGUCAACGUUGGUGCUGGCGGCCAGCAGCAUCAACAGCAGCAGCAGUCACACCACGGCGGCGGAUGUAUGCAAAUGUUCGGUGACGACAGUCACGGUCCGCUGGGUUCGCCGCCGUCGUUGGGCUCGUUAGGUUCCCCGUUAGGCUCGCUGGGUUCGGCUCUCGGUUCGCUGGGCUCGUUCGGGCCGUCAGUGACGGAAAAUCCGGAGGAAGACGAGGGCGGCAACCGCAAUGGUCUGUCGUAUUAUUCCGGCGACUGGAACAGAUAUGCCAGACAGUUUCGCCGCAACUUUGUCAGGCCUCUGUACCGACUUUUCUAGGCACGUAUUUAUAUGGUCAUCUCGGCGCAGCUAUUAGAUUCCGCCCAGACGUCUCAAAUGAAACUGAUAUCCAGUGUACCUAUAAGUUAUACCUGCAGUUGUGGGACUCCUUUCAUAUUUUUCAUUACAUUAGGUAAAUGUCACUUGUAUCAUUGUAAAAUCAACUAUAUAUCAUACGUAACAUGUAUACAUAGAAUUUUUAAUUACCACCCAGGACCCAUAAUUCACAUAUAAUGAUUGACAAAUAUACAACUAUCAAUUUUUUUUUUUUGAUAAUAAUCAUGAAUAUUUUGUUAAGAAUUCUUUUGGCACACUUUAGUUAGGCUAGAAAAUUUAGAAAAGUAAUUAGAAAACUAUUCUACUAGUAAAAUUAAAACUUUGAAUCAGAAUUUACAAGUAAAUUAUCAUCUCCGUUGAAUAUUCCCAUAUUGUAUAUUAUUAGUGUAAAUAGUAUUAAUUUGAUAAAUCAU